UUUAGUUGUAAAAAGAGAGACUAUAUUUAUGUUUAUGUAGUCUAUGAAAGCAUCAUUAUACAUAACUUAAACUCAUCUUGUAUUUUCCGUCGAAAAAACUAAUCUUGUAUGUAAUGAUGUUUCAGGCUAGAAACUUGGGGUUCAAAUGUGGUCUUGUAUAUGUUGCUGAACCUGGGUACAUGCUCUCCCGGGCAUUGGUUCCACGAUAUUCCAUUAUCAAAAAGUUUGCAAGAAAGGAUAUUGCAGAUUUAGGUGACUUUAUUGCGGUUAUUUCAGAACUGUCUAGGGGAGAACGAGUGCCUCUUGAAUAUGUAACAUACACUGCCCGACAUCGGAACAAGUGUACAAUAGUUACAAUUGAUCAGCAUGGAUGGUAUGCAACUCCUCAGUUAUAUACUCGAAAUGAUGCAACUGGAUUGUGGAUUGCAAAAUCAGCUAUGCUACUGGAAUCUCCAUAUGUAGUUUCCAUUCAUCAACGAGGUCAUAGGGAUGUGAACUCAAAUGUCGAUGAGAAUAUAGCUGUUGAAGGAACCGUGUCAUCUUCUAGAGAUUUAGAUGACAUAAAAGGUGUUUCACGGCAUUCUUCUAGCAUGGAAGGCUCUGACCUUGCUAGAACAAUAUCUGGUAACACUUCAUUGGCAGAACAAGUAAUUAAACCAGCCCUUGUGAAGUUUGAGGUGAGAAACAUCUAUACUUUGAUUUUGGAAGGAAUCAUGUAGUCAUGGUGCAUCAGAUUAAUAUUUUUAGAUCUUGUCAUGACACUAUACCUGUUCCGCAGCCUACCCUAACUAA
Molecule: messenger RNA, 792 nt
Organism: Aegilops tauschii subsp. strangulata
Lineage: Eukaryota; Viridiplantae; Streptophyta; Magnoliopsida; Poales; Poaceae
Source: RefSeq, a predicted model, not a curated record